Ogataea philodendri is the source of this 1530-nucleotide messenger RNA. RefSeq lists its product as uncharacterized. The transcript has 2 exons. The record is from RefSeq and is a predicted model, not a curated record. Bases 1 to 1530 code for a protein of 509 amino acids. NCBI's taxonomy places the organism in Eukaryota, Fungi, Ascomycota, Pichiomycetes, Pichiales, Pichiaceae.
AUGCUUAAAACCGGUUUUGUAGCGCUUUUUAACUCAUCUGCUGUGUUUUUCCCCUUGUUCCAAGGUGUCUGGUAUCCAAGUCAAAUCUGGUCCAAAUCGCAAACGGAAAACUCUCAGAUCAUGCUGUCCUCGUCUAUAUUGCAGUCACUUACCCUUUGUAUCCUGGCUACUGCUGGAGAUCUUCUCUCUCAGCUGGGUCAGGUACUCCUUGUAACUCACGCUGGCGCUCACCCUGUCCUCAACCAGCUCAGACAUGCUCCACAUUCUCAGCGGAAUCACGUCUCUGUUGGUGUUCAUCAGGUUCUCGUUCAUCGAUGGACCUCUCACAAUGUACAGGUUCAAGUACUCGAUCGAGCCGUCUUUCUCUCUCACCUUGUUGAUGAUGUUUCUCACACGGGAGUUGAACUCGUUGUCAAGCUCUGGAAGCUCUGCUUUGCCAAUUGGAACCUCGUUCAUCGACUCAACACCAAACACAUCGUUCACCAGCUGAGGAACAGCAUCUCCACCAAUGUACAGGAACAGCUCAGACGUGUUGUUGAUCAAGUACAGACCGUACUUCUCAAAGUUCGAAAUGGUGGCAUUGAUGGCUUCAGGAAGAACAAUCUCGCCGUGCUUCUUUGGUGGAAUCUCGUACGGCUCGUCCUCGCCGUCGUAUGGGAGUCCACAGUCGUCGGUCAUCGAGUGCAAUGCAUACACCGUUGGGUAGAUGUAAGAGAUCAGACUCUUCAAUGGAAGAGUCGACAAUCUGUUGAGCGCAGAAGAACGGUGAUCGGAUGGAACUUUGCCAGAUCUGAAAGCAAUGUGUUUGGUCAAUGCUUGCAACAACAGUGGCAGCAUUCUCAAAUUGGUACAAAGCUGCAAUGGCGAAGAAGAACCAAGGUUUCCCGGAACGAUCUCCUUCUUGUAAAGGGCAAGAAUGUCAACCAGAACUUUGUUCAAGUAGUCUCUAGCAUCGUUCAAGGAAGACGACAAAGUCUUCUCCACGGCCCGGUGCGUGAAGUAGUUGGUCAAAGCCAGCUGGUCGGCAGAAGCAUAAACGUCAGUAAGGUCCUUGGAGGUUGGAAUUGCAAGAGUCAUCACUCUCACUCUUCUCUCACCGAAACUGGUGGUGUGCAGCACGGCGGCUUGGAAAUACACGUAUGGCUUGGAGAUGUACUCGUCGAUAGACACCUCAAUGACAUACGAUUGGUCUCUUGGGAACGUUGGGAAAGAACACAAAUCCGAAGAUCUGUUGAAGAAGUUUCCGUAGAAAGAGUUCAUCCUCAAUCCGCUAGAUCCCCUAACUCUCAACACAGCUUCCAAAGCAAUCUCCAUGGAGAGAUGGUUGGAAACCUCUUUGGUGAACUUGGUGAUGUCUUCCACUCUGCUUGCAGACCAGGCAGGGUAGAAGUGGGUUUGACCGGCCGUGUAUCUUGGCAGGUUAGAAAGAGUGGCAACGUCUUGGUAGUUGGAGCCGGUCAAGAACAUGUCAACAGUGACCUGCGACUUGUUACAUUCCACAGCAAACGACUUGUAGAAAGAGUUGUUUGA